Teleopsis dalmanni is the source of this 1067-nucleotide messenger RNA. Its product is annotated as inositol monophosphatase 2. Lineage: Eukaryota; Metazoa; Arthropoda; Insecta; Diptera; Diopsidae. The transcript is spliced from 3 exons. The coding region runs from base 121 to 969 and encodes 282 amino acids. Gene Ontology annotation, biological process: signal transduction; phosphatidylinositol phosphate biosynthetic process; inositol metabolic process. The record is from RefSeq and is a predicted model, not a curated record. Gene Ontology annotation, molecular function: inositol monophosphate 1-phosphatase activity.
UAUGAAGUCAGUAAAUAGCAACGUUGAUGAAAGUGUGUGUUUUAUGAGUUCAGUUGUCAGAUAAAAUUGCCAACGGUAGGUCGUUUUCUUUCUUUGCAACGGACUGAGCACACACAAAACAUGUCACUCGACAACCAGAAACUGAAAUUGUACUACAACACAGCUUUGAAUUUGGUUAUGAAAUGUGGUCCAUUGAUGAGGGAGGGUUACGAGAAGGCUGCAGAUAAUUUCAAAGUAAAAUCAGAUUUCUAUGACUUAGUCACUGUUUACGACAAACAAAUCGAAGAUAUUUUAAUCGAAGGUUUACAAAAAGAAUUUCCAGAAUCUAAAUUCAUUGGAGAAGAAGAGUCAGCAAUUAGUAAGCGUGAAGCCGAACUCACUGAUGACCCCACUUGGAUUAUCGAUCCCAUCGAUGGCACCUCAAAUUUUAUACACAAAAUCCCACAUUGCUGUAUAUCGGUUGGCCUUGCCAUCAAUAAGGAACUGGUCGUUGGCGUUGUUUACAAUCCCAUAGCAAAUGAAUUGUACUCAGCUUACAAGGGACAUGGCGCAUACUUAAAUGGACAAAAAAUACAUGUCACCAAUUGCGCAAAUAUAAGGAGUGCUGUUGUAGGAUAUGAAAUCUCGCUCAUACAUGCCGAACGUGUACGUGAUAAGAAUGUGAAACGUUUAACCAAAUUGGCGUCGAAUAGCACAAGCACACGGAGUAUGGGUAGCGCUGCACUAACACUAUGCUAUGUAGCUAAAGGCAACUUUGAUUGCUAUCAUGUGGAAGAUUUAAAAUCUUGGGAUAUAGCUGGUGGUGCAGUCAUUUUACGCGAAGCUGGCGGUGUAUUACUUCAUACUAAAGGCGGUGAAUUUAAUAUUAUGAAACCAGAUUUGGUAUGUGCCGCUACAAUGGACCUAGCAAAGGAUGUAAUGAGACUAAUUGAAGAAGCUAACCAAAUUACUGAGUACACUAUCAAUUGAAAACACUAAUAACAUAAAAAAUGCAAAUAUUUAUCAUUAGCUAAAAGUUAGUUAUGUUAAACUAAAUAGAGAAAUAUUAAAUAAAGAGUUAUAACUUA